Molecule: messenger RNA, 476 nt
Organism: Contarinia nasturtii (swede midge)
Lineage: Eukaryota; Metazoa; Arthropoda; Insecta; Diptera; Cecidomyiidae
Exons: 2
Coding region: 30-383 (117 amino acids)
Source: RefSeq, a predicted model, not a curated record
AUUUCAAAACAGUCUGAAAUAAAGUAAUCAUGAAAAGUUUGUUUGUUGCUUUGUUCCUCGUAGCGGUUGCAGUGCAGUAUGCACACACCGAGGACAAAUUCUCAAUGAUCGACUGUAAAGAUCAAUUCUCAAAGGCCAUCCUUAGCAUGAAAGGUUCUUCACGUUCAGACAAAGAAACUUUUAAUAAAUUCGAUAGCAACAUCCAAGAAAGUAUGCAGAAAUUCAUCACCAAUUCGAGCGCAAUAACAGCUACCGUUCAAAAGAAAAUCGAGCAAUUGUCAAAUGGUUUUAAAAUGGAUAUAGUUAAUAGGCUUCCAACCCCAACGCUUGCCAAAAAUGUUGCCCAAGAAUUUUGCGACUUGUGCAAAGACAUGAAAGCUUAGACGAGCGUAUAGCUGAUUGAUUUGCAUUUUGAAGUUUCUAUUUCACACAAUUUUAUUCAAAAAUAAACACAUUUUUGAAAUUCACAGCAAUUA